AUGGAUGCGAAGCCACAGCGAAUUCGUGUCCGCGGGGACGAGAACAUCCCACCGUCUUUCCAGGCAGGCAAGGUCAUUCACCAGCGCAACAAGUCGACACCUGCCCUCAGCCUCGUCGCCCAGAACGCGAAGAAUGGUGCCAGACGAGCAUUCGGCGACGUUAGCAACACGAAAGAUAUGGCUCGAGCCUCUCGCGACGAUUCGGCCAUCGGUGGUAAACCAAACAUUCAGCUGGCUGAAAGCAAGGCCCCCUUGGCUCAGCCCGCCCAACGUCCCAUCUCUAUCUCCGGCAUCAAGGGUCUUCUAAACAAUGUAACUGCGAAACCAAUAAACCCUGCCGGAAAAGCCCAGCCUGCGAAAUCUGCGAAGCGCAGCAAUGUCAUUUUCCGCGAUCAACUCGAACCUGUCACGGAACGCGAAUCAUCCAAGGAAGUCCCCCAGCCUGCCCGCCGCAGCGCACCACUCGUCGAAACGAAGAGUACCCAGAAGAAAAAUAUCCAGAAAGAGCAACCAGUGGCUGUCGACGAGCCCGUCGUGUCUGAUCUGGAGAAGGUAGAGGUCAAUGAGUGGGAGGAAGUUCACAAGCCUUCCGGAUCCGACGACACCCUUUCUGACUCUGAAGAGACCAAGGCCUCCUCUCAAUAUACCAAAUACUCCGCACCCACCACACAAACUUCCAACAGCAUAGCUACCAUCUCCGAGCCUGAGGCAGAUGAUUGGGAAGAUGAAGAGGUCGACUACCUCCCGCCCUAUCUCUCACGCGCCGAUAAUACUACCGGCGGCACAACGACUGUCAUCUUCCCCCGUAUCACCUCUGUGACCAAACGCCAGAUGCUCCAAGCAAAGGGUAUUGUGGACAACUCAAGAACGGAAGAAGAUAUCCUCGAAGACUUCUUCGACUCGAGCAUGGUGGCAGAGUACAGCAGUGAGAUCUUCUUGCACCUUCGACAGAAAGAGAUCGAUAUGCUUCCUGUUCCUGAUUACAUGGCCAACCAAGCCGAGAUUCAGUGGUCUAUGCGAUCUGUCCUCAUGGACUGGCUCGUGCAGGUGCACUUUAGAUUCGCUUUGCUUCCAGAGACCCUCUUUCUCUGUGUCAACUAUAUUGAUCGGUUUCUUUCGCACAAGAUCGUAUCGCUCGGUAAAUUACAACUGGUCGGUGCGACAGCCAUCUUCAUUGCUGCAAAAUAUGAAGAGAUCACUGCUCCCUCGGUCCAGGAGAUCGUCUACAUGGUUGAUGGUGGUUAUGACGUUGACGAGAUCCUAAAGGCCGAGCGCUUCAUGCUCUCAAUCCUUGAUUUCGACCUCGGAUGGCCGGGUCCAAUGAGCUUCCUCCGUCGCAUUAGCAAGGCAGAUGACUACGACCUGGAGACUCGAACAGUUGCCAAGUACUUCCUUGAGCUGACCAUCAUGGAUGAGAGAUUUGUCUGCACGCCACCGAGCUUUGCUGCCGCCGGCGCUCACUGCCUGGCGCGCCUGAUGCUCCAAAAGGGAUGCUGGACACCCGCCCACGCAUACUACAGCGGCUACCUCUACGAGCAGCUGCAGCACGUCAUGUCGACCAUUCUGGAGUGCUGUGAGGACCCCCAUCGCCAUCACCAGGCGAUCUUCGAAAAAUACUCUGAUCGUCGCUUCAAGCGAGCCUCCCUUUACGUGGAGGCUGAAAUCCAUCGUGGUUUCAAAAUUCCUCAUCCAACAUCGCUCAAGAACCCUCGCCGUCAGGACGGUACCGAGAAUUACUAA
Messenger RNA from Penicillium cosmopolitanum, 1740 nucleotides. Its product is annotated as cyclin family protein. Gene Ontology annotation, molecular function: cyclin-dependent protein serine/threonine kinase regulator activity. The record is from RefSeq and is a predicted model, not a curated record. The coding region runs from base 1 to 1740 and encodes 579 amino acids. Gene Ontology annotation, cellular component: nucleus; cytoplasm; centrosome. NCBI's taxonomy places the organism in Eukaryota, Fungi, Ascomycota, Eurotiomycetes, Eurotiales, Aspergillaceae. The transcript has 4 exons. Gene Ontology annotation, biological process: mitotic cell cycle phase transition; regulation of cyclin-dependent protein serine/threonine kinase activity.